AUGGACAAGUACAGAAAGGUCCCCAAGGAUAAAGAGCCAAUUGGCUCGAACGAGAUCCGUAUCACGUCGGCGGGGAAAGUGAUGAACUACGUCGCGUACGCAGCACGGCUGAUGACGGAGCAAAACAUGCGGAAGAUCACCAUCAAGGCGACAGGCAAUGCCAUCGCACGCGCCGUUACCUUGACAGAAGUAUUGAAACGCCGCUUUAAGGGCCUUCACCAAAUCACAAAGUGUGGCAGCACCACCAUCACGGACAUUUAUGAGCCAACUGAGGAGGGACUGGACAAGGUCAAGGAAGACCGCGUCGUCUCUUUCCUCGAAAUCACUCUUUCAUCGGAUCCUCUGGAUCAGCAAGAUCCCGGAUAUCAGGCCCCCAUUGAUGAGAGCCUUGUGAAGGAAAUGAAGCCCGAGGAAAUCACAAAGACGGGAGGCUUCCGCGAGCGCGGCGGCUACCGAGGAGGUUACCGGGGCGGUUAUGGCCGAGGAGGCUACGGCCGCGGCGGCUACAGAGGCGCCGGCGAUUAUCGGGGCGGAUACGGCAGGGGCGGCUUCCGCGGAGGUCGCGGCGGCUACCGCGGAGGCCGCGGAGGAGACUACGAGGGGGACUACAGGAAUGGGGACUACGGUGCUGAGUACGGCAACAACGGCGACUUCAACGACUACAGCGGCGGCUACAGGGGCAGAGGGCGAGGACGCGGCUUCAGGGGUGGGCCCGUGGGCAGCUACCGCGGUGGUCGCGGCCGGCCAGAGUGA
Molecule: messenger RNA, 753 nt
Organism: Besnoitia besnoiti
Lineage: Eukaryota; Apicomplexa; Conoidasida; Eucoccidiorida; Sarcocystidae
Product: alba 1
Exons: 3
Coding region: 1-753 (250 amino acids)
Molecular function (GO): RNA binding
Source: RefSeq, a predicted model, not a curated record